Molecule: messenger RNA, 9810 nt
Organism: Perca fluviatilis (European perch)
Lineage: Eukaryota; Metazoa; Chordata; Actinopteri; Perciformes; Percidae
Product: zinc finger protein 518A
Exons: 3
Coding region: 468-4610 (1380 amino acids)
Source: RefSeq, a predicted model, not a curated record
CACACACACACACAACGAAUGACGUAGGGCUCAUGCUGCAAAAACACAGUCACGUUGUUAUGGGCCGCUCGUAAAACACAAUAUAUAUUUUCACUUGAGUGAAAGUUGUUUUAACUGUGUUUUUGCGUAAAAAUGCCCUUCACGGCACUAGUUUAGUGUUUGACAGGCAAUACAUAUUCAUCCGCUUCUACAUGAGUGUCAAGAGCACAUUAGUACCCGGAUGGACUGUCAUGGCCGCCGUCGCUGUGGCUCCAUAGAGAGAAGAGAAGGAAGGCAAAUGUUUCUGCUGGGUGUUUUUUCAACCUUAACCUCGUUUUUAUAAUGUCGGACGCUGACGGGACGCCGCCUGAACUUCCAUCGAGUUCAUAGCACCGGGGCCACACUACAUGCUCCUCUUCUUCAGACACGACAUGCAUUAAUGUUUGAGUUUGGCCUAAAGGAGUACAGAUAUCUGUAGAUUUACAACUAUGGAAGAAGACCUCACAAUACCUCAUGAUCCUGCCAAAAACUGCAACAUAUCAGUAAUAGGGGAAGAAAAGGUAAAAGACUUUGUGUAUAAGCAUUUCAGAGAAGUGACAGAUGGGUCACCCUUCAAUAAUGCUGAAGAAUCCUCCAUUAAAGAACAUGGGAGCUCAAUCACGAAAGAUAAACAGACUCACAAUAAAUCCCAUUGUAAAAUUCAGCAGGGAGCCGUUUUCUCUGGAAAGAUUCUGAGUUUUGGAUGCUCUGUGUGUAAAGAUGAUUCCACAUAUAGCCCCAAUGAUCUCUUCAAACAUUUUCGAGCGGCCCAUAAUGGAACCCUUCCUACAUACCCUUGUGACCUGUGCGGUUUUUCCACAAACGAGUUUCCUGCUCUUCAGCGUCAUCGGAUUGAGCACAGGAAUACUCUAGUUACAUGUGAGCUUUGCAACAAUGAUGUUCAGUACUCCCUGCUUUUGCUUACCAGACACUACAUCAUGUGUCACAGUCUAAAUGGACAGUUUAACUGUGACUGGUGUGAGUUUACAACUGUGGAUGCAGGAACAUUCGUCCAGCACAUCCAUCAUCAUAAUGAGAGCCAUUGGAAGUGCUCAAAAUGCAGACAUAUCAGCUUGAACGAAGAAGAUCACCAGAAGCAUAUGAAAGCUCACUCGGGAACGUUCCCUUUCACUUGUCAGAUCUGUGGAUAUGGUGCAACAAGAGGCGAGUAUCUUAAAAAACACACAGCAGCUGUUCACAAAGAAGAGGUUGAGAGAAGGAAUGCAUGGAAGGCUAUAGAUGACAGCAGCAUUUCAGCAAAUUCAUCUGCAAGCCUGAAACUUUUGCUGAAAAAGAGUGGUGAAUCACAGGAGGCUCAGAGGAUAUCAAAACUGAACUGUCUUUCUGGGAGUUUACCAAACCAAAAUGGCAGACUAAUGAAAACGGAGAUAUCAUUCGAGGAGACCCACCACUUUGUGGAUGGGACUGUUGCAAAAAAGGAAAACAAAAAUUGGAGCAAAAGCUCUCAUAAUACAGAGCACUCCAUGCCUGUAGUGUUACAGGAAUAUGACAACUCUGCAAGUUCUGAUGCUACAAGUCACACCAAUCCUAAUGGACUGACUGUUUUGAUGGUUAAGAACAAAAUCUCUCUUCCUCCCAACUGUACAACCAAAGUGAUGGGAUUCAAGAUGGUGGAUGGCAAAAAACAUUUAGUUCUCAAAGUAAUACCAACAGCAAAGCAAGAUUCAUCCGCUCAAAACCAUACAUUUGUUGAAGAUGUGGGAUCCUCGGCCCCAAAUCCUGCGUUGGAAAAAAUUAAAGUAUCUCAUGAGAAUGGGGAAUGCUCACAUAGCAAGAACUUACCAUCACAUUGUUCUGCUCUUUCACCAAAAAGUGGAUCUUGCACACAGAUGACUCAAGACGAUAUUAUGGCAGUAAAAGUGAAGCUUGAGGAGGAAGAAACCUCUGUUUGCAACCUUGAUUCCACCCCACCUCGAGACGAUGUUGGCGAGAAAACUAAUCCUUUACUAGGUAGGUCUUCGACUUGUGCAGAUACACUAUAUCCCAUGACAAAUGAGAUUGUUCAUGGGGAUGACCAGAGUCACCCAAGUCAAACAAACUGGUCCCAGAGAAGUAAGUUUGAUAAUAACUCUGUCUCUGCAACAUUUAACUCUGACGCAACCUGCCAUAGUGGUUCUCAAAUCAGUAAUACUUCAACAAUGUGUGCUGGUAAGGUCACUGCUCACGACACAUUGCAUUCCAAACAAGUCUCCAAAGACACUAUUGAAAACUGUGGGGCUGCAGAUGAGUUAUUGAUGACUGAUACAGUAACAAACAAACCCAUUGACGAACACAAAGGGAACUCCCCCUUUAACACUAUAGAAAAUGAUGACAGAUCUUCUCAGAGUACUCCAAAAAAAACUGAUCAGGUUAAAACUGACAUUGAACAUAAAAACAUGCAAAAUUUAAAAAAGCUUUCGACUAAUGCAGCACCUCCAUCAGAGUCAUCCCUAUCCACUCCAGGUAGCCGCAGAGACAGUGCAAUGGGAUCAGAAAACUGCACACAAAAUUCACCAAACCAAGAAGUAUUUACUUUUCACAAUUAUUCCAAGGAAACAUUUGGCACCUCCCCAAACACUACCCAAAACUUUGAUAAUAUGUCUGAACAUUCAGUAGACAAAGAAAGUGUUUGUGAAUCAUCACAGUUUAGCUUGACAUUGGCAGAGUCGCCAGAACCAUUCAGAGAAAGUGGCAAUGGAGAAGACUUAAAUCAAGAAAAGGUGUCAGAUAGUGACAUUGAGGUUGAUGCGUGCAUCGCUAGUGUUGAUGAUCCUGCCACUGAGGAUGAAAAUCCUGAGUCAGUGCUCCAAGACUUUAAUAUUAUCAAAAUUGAGGAGGAGAGCAUUCCUAUAUCUAACAAACGGUCAGAAACAAAGAUUGGUUCAAGUUCUUUGGGCAGUUUUGUGGAGGAACAUUCAGAUGCAAUCAUUAACCAACAACUUAAUAAGGAAAGAGUUGGAUCUUCAAGUGCAAGUAAUGAUUCUUCAAAACAAACAAAAACAACUCUACGAAUUCUUCAGCUGCCAGAGGGAAAGCAGUCAGUACUCCUGAGAACUACUGAGAAUCAAUUUGCCAUGCCGGUUCAGCUCAAGGCCACUCCAGGUUUUAAACUGAUAACCAAUUCUGGAAAUCCUCAGAUCAAUGUAUCUUAUAUGAAGUCAGGGUUAGAAAGAUCAAGUAAUCCUACUGGAGUAACCCUUACUCCAAACAGCAGGAAGAUGGGUGUAUCUGCACCAAAGGCAGGAGCUGCUGAAAAAGGGACAACACUUCUCUCUGCUGUUCAACCAGGUGUUAGCAGCACCUCAAAUCACUACCUUAUCAACAGCCAAGGUUUUAAGGGUCCUGUACUCUUCUCAAGCACACCACAUAAUGCACCUACAGACAAAACCGCAAAGACACAGCCAACUUGCUAUUUGGUACAGAGGUCUGUUCCCUUUGUUCAAACCCCCAGUGCUCCUGGCCUCAGUCUGGCAAAUACACAACUCCCACUGAAUUCACGGCCAGUUCUGGCCGUGCCUGUGAGCUCUGCAGACAAACCCAGCACCCUACAGACUGGUCGCCAGGCAUUCUUGCUCCGAUACAUAUCUCCACCCAAAUCAGGCUUGAAGUUGAACAACCAAGACUCAAAGACCGGGACUCCGUGUAGCCGAACCAGUGACGGUACUGGGAACAAAGUCUUUUUUAAAAUUGUCACUCCUACUGGUAGCCUUCUUACAAGUGGUGCUCCCACCUCAAGCAGUCAACCUUUGUUUUUGGCCACCAGACCUCAAACACAGUGUUUUCUGGUGUCCUCAAACAAAACUAAUGCAAAUUCCUCCAAUGGAGUAAAGAAAUUGAUCACCAUACAAAAUACUGCACAGAAAGAUGUCAAGGAAUCUUGCAUUUCACCCUCUCAGAUGAAUGUAAAGGUACAAUCGUGUGAAGCAGAGAAACCUAUCCUAGCCCCAAGGCCGAUUCGGCCUCCAAGCCAAAGGAAAAGGCGCAGGAAACCAUUAUUUGACGAGCUUCCAUCAACGGUGCAUAAAGCUAGAAGACUCUCAAAUAAAGUACUGACUGAGAAAGAGACUACUGUGUUAUGGAAGCCUGUAGCCAAAGAAGUUGAAAGAACACUAAGGCUUGCCCCAUUCAGUUCUCUACAGCAGGUCAAAUGCCCUCGUAGAUACCAACCUGUAGUGGUGCUCAAUCAUCCAGAUGCUGACAUUCCCGAAGUGGCCAAUGUCAUGAAGGUAGUUAACCGGUACAAAGGUGCUGUUACUAAGGUCUCUCUGUCUCAGAAAACAAUCCAAGCUCUCUCUGAGCUCGGUACUCUAUGGAAGAAUUCCUCGACCAAAGGUGCAUCGUCUCACAGCGAUGAUCCAAGACCCCGGCCAGUUCAGAGUUCUGUCCGAGAGCGAUUCCUCUUGAAACUGAAGUUGAGGAAAAAAAGCAAAAAAAAGUAUGAGGUAGUGAAAAAACUGUCAGGUUGUAGUCAAGAGCCUGUGGUGUUUGACUGCUGGUUUUGUGGUCGGCUCUUCAACAGCCAAGAAGAUUGGAUUGGUCAUGGCCAGCGACACCUCAUGGAGGCAACUAGAGACUGGAAUAAACUGUUCUGAAAGUUUUCCAUCUACUUUAAAAUGAAAGAGAUAUUCUGUCUCUGAGGUGGAACAAAUGGUUUUAAGUUGUAUAUUUUUUAAUGACCUUCCACUCUACGUUUGUUCAAAUUCUGUUCCUGUAAAUACAUAUUCCUCAGUAAAUUGUAGUUUAUCUUUUCAUAGGUGCAUUUUCUGGUAAAUGAUGUACUGCAAGCAUGAUUUAUAUCAUGCAUGCACAGGUCAAAUUGAACUGUGAAAAUGGUACACUGUAAUUAAGAGCUGUGGUAAGAGCACUAGCUUAAAGAAAGGGGACAAUAUCAGCAAAGUUGUGAGUAGAGCUGAAUUAAAUUACUCAGGUGAUUUCAUAUUAAUCUGGUUUGUCAUUUUUGCUCAUUAAUUUCAAAAAAGCAGAGGCCUAGUUUAAGGGACUUUUCUAUAUUAUUUUAUUAUCCUGGGCCUGCACAUGAGGACAGGAAACUGUUUGUAUAGCUUAACUCUAAAGCUUGUAGACAAAUUACUUUUUGUUUUGCGCUUUUGAAAAUGUUCUGGUCCAAAUGAUUCCUUUUUGUAUGUUUUUAAUUGAAGGGGAUGUCAUUUUACUCCAUUUUAUCUUCAGGGUUAGUUUACGGUUUCCUUGUCAGGAUUUUGUCAACCUGUAGCAUGCGCUUGUCAUAACUAGAGAAGAUAUUUUUCACAGUAAUCUCUUAAAUCUGCCAAGUGUUGCAAAUAGACGGAUAGUUUUAUAAAUUACUUUUGCUGAAAAGAGAAAUCAUAUAUCUGUUAACCAUGCUCCCUGUCAGUACUUGAGACAUACAGAUCAGCCCAUUUUGCACCCUAUGCAGUUUCCAUGCAACAAUAUUGUUGUCAGCAGAUCAGACGGUUUACUCGUCAUGUUGUGAAUCAUAUGAAUCCAAUUUGAUUUCCGAGUUUACUGUAGAUCUUAAAGGUCCCAUGAAUUUGCUUUCAUAUUGUUACUUUUUUUGUGAGUCGCAAUGUUUAAGAAGAUUAUGAUGCAGGAUGGUAACAUCAAGAAAAACAUAAUAUGAAAUUCUGCCAGAAACAACAUAGAAAUGUUAGUCAAGUGUUGUCACAGGGCUUGAGUGUAAGAUUUGACAUCCACUUCGAAACCUUUACGAUGCCAAAGUUGACAAAAUACCUUUAUUCUUUUAAUCAUUUGUAAUUGUAGUAUCACUCAUGUCAAUAAUAAGUAAUAUCAACUAUGGCUGCAACCAACAAUUAAAUUCCCGAUCGAUGAAUCUGUCAAUUAUAUUCUCAAUUAGUCAAUCAUUUGGUCUAUUAAAUGUUAGAAUAUAGUAAAAAAUGUCUAUUUUCUUAAGCCCAAGGUAACGUCAUCGGAUGUCUUAGUUUUGUGUGACAAACACUCCCAAACCCAAAGAUGUUCAGACUUUUUUCUCACAUAAUACGAGGAAGCAGCAAAACAUCUCAAUUUAGAAACUGGAACGAGGCAAUGUUUGGCGUUAUUUUUUUAAUUUAACGGUUAGUUGAUUGUCAAAAUUGCUGAUUUUUUUUCUGUUGAUCUACUAAUCUCUUCAGCUCUAGGUCCAACAUUUACUGUAAAUUCUAUUAGAAUAAUGGCCCAAGUCUCAAACAAUAAUAUAACAAAUUUCCAAUUGCUUUUGGUUGAACUUUUUUUUGGAUUGUUUACUCAACGCUUCCUGCAGAUAUUUUAUAUUAAAAGCCUUUCAGGAAAGAAUGGGAGUAUGCCCUUUAAGCCGCUGGAAGGCUUAGCCAAUGAUGUCGAACCCUGUCUUCCUACACAACAACUAAUUGUAGGCACUUGGACCCUUACCACAACCCUUUGAGGAAUGGAAAUAUUGAACCUGUUAGUGCUGAUUAGAAUAAGGACAAAGGUCAUUUUUAUGAUGCAAGGGGUUGGCUGGAUCGCCCCAGAAGUAAAAAAUGCAACGGCAGAAAGUUCUUAAACUUUACAUGAAUAGACGAGGGGGUAUAUAAAAACGUAAAACGGCAUGUUUCAAUAGUAAUUUGCUUAUAACAAAGUGCAGACACCCCAGAUAAAAACAGACCUUUUCAUACCUUUCUAAACUUUUCUUAAUUCAAUAAAAGUUUGUUAUUGGUAUCAAAUACAUUCAGAGGUUAUUGGAUAGUUACUGUCGCAUUUGUUUUUAUGCUCUGUAGACCUUUUAGGUGUUGUAGGAGCUUAAUCCAUGUGUUUCCAUCAGCUUUCACCUGUUAUUGCAUUAAUGUUGUACUAUAUAUUGGCUCACUGGUGUCAUCAAGUCCAGUAUGUUGUACAUACAUAUGUUUUAAUGUUACAUUGCCCCUUUUUUUUUUAAUGGCAACAGGACAUGGGCUUUGCGUUUCUUCAUGGGUUUUAAUGAUUGUAUUACAUGAUAAUCGAACUGUGGCGUUUUAUUCCGUUCAAUAUGCAAGUGACUGAACAAUGCAAGCCAUGCUAAUGUUUUUAUACUUUCAAAAUGGUUCUAAACAGCCAGCCUCCAAUUGAUGAAGUUCUGACCUCAUCAGGUCCCGCGUUUAACCAGCAUUUGCUAAAUGUUAAUUUUAAUCAACCGCUCCAAUCAGCAGGACAUUUUGUUGUACAUUUGGUGAAUUUCCAUGAAAUCAUUUCCUGUAAAACUCCUACAAAUGUAGCAUGAGUAGUAACUACAUUCCACUCAUUUUUGUGACUUACCAAUGAAACCAAACAAGCAUUCAGCCUUUAAGGCUCUGACACACCAACCCGACCGUCAGCAGAAAAGGCAGUCGGACUGAUCAGUCGGCUGCUCGAGGUAAAAAAAAAGUGCCUCUGAACACACCGAAGCGAUGACGACUUGAGCGUACGCGAGACGUAAUAGGUCUCCAUAACAGCAGGCGACGCUGAAAACCGGUAAUGACAGAAAGAAAAUACAAUGGCCAGUAAUAAGAAGAUACUGGUGUUGUCAGCUCCGGUUUUCUCGUGUACAGAUUCGCUAGUCAAGGGCUAGCACUCCACCAAUCAGAUUGGUCAUUGAGUCCGACUGCCCACUGGCCGAUUCAACAAGUCAAACCGGCCAAAAUGAACGCCGACGGCUCCUCCGACUGACGACCGCACGGAACACACUGAACAGACUUGAGUCCCCGACCUCGCCGAUUAUCGGGUUGGUGUGUCAGGGCCUUGCUACCUUUUCUGAUAGGAAAUGUUCAACAUAUGUGGGAUAUAUUCUUACUCCCUUUUUUUCUAGAGCGUGAGAUGAGAAGAUUGACAUGUCCGUGUUAAGUACAGAGCUGGAGCCUGGGUUGUGGUUAGCCUAGCUUAGCAUAAAGACUGGAAGCAGAGACUGUUGUCUGUCAAUGUGUCGAUCAGUGAGUUUUAGAGAUGUUUUUUGCUGUGGACAAAGCCAGGCUAGCCUUUUCCCCCCUGCCUCCAAACUUUAUGCUAACCUAGGCUAACCACAUGCAAUUGAUAUCCGUCUUCUCAUCUUACUCUUGUAAAGAAAGAAAGCAAAUUAUCUUAUUUUACAAAAUGUUGAACUUUUCCUUAAUUUGAACCAGCCUAGCCAGCUGCAGAAAGCUAACUUCCUUGGUCAUAAUGUCCCUUUUCCAAAACAAACCAUCUUGUUUUGUUCCCUUUUAGAUGUAAUAACAUCCCAACCCAGUAAAAAAAGCUAUUUCAAAUCUACUGUAUACAAUUUAAGGAAAAUUUACAAGUGAAUAAAUCUCGAAUUAACGUUCAGUUUUUGUUUGUAGGAAAAAUAAAAAAUAAUUGAUGUGAAAAAAUAAUCACAACUUGACGUUCAACAUGCAAAAUGUCUAACAUCACAAGGAUAAGUGUUAUAAGUUAUCUCCUAUUCUAAAAUAUUCAUGUGGCUGGUGUUUCUCUCUUUGGGCUACAACAACAAAAAUAUUUCUUACAAAUGCAGUACAUUGAGGUAAAAUAACAGGAUGUAAAGUAGCUAAAGGUUCUUAAUAGUUUUACUUUUGCCAUUGCAAUCCCAAUGUUGAGAUUCAGUUUUUUGAUGAUUGGUUUGUCAUUCUUGAAACUUGAAUUGAACUCAUGUCUGUAUUAUGAUAUAUAACAAUUUUGGGUUUUGGGAUACGAUUAAUAAAAUCGCCUACUAAGUUUUACACAAUUAAGUGUUCAGUACAUGUUCAUUUCUUUACUUUAACAAUAACAUUGUAUUUAUGACUUUUUCCACCCAACUUUCUCAUUACCCCUCCAUACAGAUUAGGGUUUGGCAUCAUUUUGAUUUUAACAAUUCUGAUUCUAGCUGCGAUUCUUCCUUUUGAUUCAGGUUCUUAUCAAUUCUGAUUCUUUGAGGAGUGGAGUAGAAACAGGUCACAUGUUUAUUUCACCGAUAAGAGGAAAAUUUUAUUUUGAUUCACUAGUGAUGUACAGUUUUACUGGGUUUUUUUCAACGUAAAACAACGCACACAACACAAUUUCCUGGAAGUAUGGUGGUCGCUACGGAAACCCAAACAUGCGUGUUAAAUGUGGAACAAUGAAAGGGAUUCAAAACCAAAUUUUCCAAAUGAUUCCAAUGUAAAAAAAAAAAAAGAUUCCAUUGGAAUCAUAAUUUUUGAAAUUAUUCCAAGUUGGAACCAGUUCUCGAUGCCCAAUCCUAAUAAAGACAGUUUGAAAUGAUCCCAGCCAAAUGGAUGCAAACACCAAAUCAAUUUAAGAGCUUAUUUCAGUUAGUUUCAGAUGACUUUAUGUUUGUUUGACUGGUUUCAUAUAUAUGAUGGACAUGCACAGUGUGAAAACAACCCUGUUUACUCUAUCUUGUCUGCUUCUUCUUCAUUGCUCUCAGGCAAAAAAAACGAUUUGGUUUUAUCAUAACAUUUAAAAAAAAAAGUUUUGUCAAUGGGAUUUCUAACUGUACAAAUGAGUUCUGCACUGUGAUAAAAACCACUCCUAUAGGGGAUACACUACUAGAUCAGUUUAUUUCAUAUUUCAGUUGUAGGAGUCUAAAAUGUGAACAAGAAGUGAAAUACAUUUGAGUUUAUACAUGAUGACCCCUGCUACAGUUUAGCCUCCUGCUGCUCCCCUUCAGCUGUUAGUGAUGAUGCUUUACCACAAACUAGAUUGUAGAUUUCAACCCUAACAUGCCUGCUCCUGACCAGCAGGCUGUUGAAAUAUUCACCGAAUCUUUCCUCAUGCGAAGUGCCUCAAACGUCCUUUGGCAGGUUGACAAUGUGUACUGUAUUGUUAUUGUUCAACUUAGUGUGUCACUCUCCUAUAAUAAAUGUACAUACUUUAUGGAAA